Messenger RNA from Dermacentor andersoni, 3827 nucleotides. RefSeq names its product protein kinase C-binding protein NELL2-like. The record is from RefSeq and is a predicted model, not a curated record. Gene Ontology annotation, molecular function: protein binding; calcium ion binding; heparin binding. Lineage: Eukaryota; Metazoa; Arthropoda; Arachnida; Ixodida; Ixodidae.
CCGCCGGUGCCGGCGGCGGUGGUUGGUGGUGGUGGUGGGGUGGCAGUGAUGGUAAGGGUGGUGGUGCUGGUCAGCUCUGGGUGAACCGGGGCGUCGCCUAGCGAGCCGCUCCAAUUUUGUCGGCACAGCGGCGCGCGACCUAUAGCAACGCGGCGUCCCCUGGCGGCGGCGGUGCUGCUGGUGCACUUUUCCCCCGCGCCAGACGAGAGCCGGCAUGCGGCCGGGUCGGUCCUGGCAGAUGUGGCUCGCCCGCUGUGCCCGAGGAAUGUCGCCGCAACGAAGGCCGCCGGACGCCGACCUGAGCAAGAGCAGCUAGGAGGAUAUGCGACGACGCGGCCCCUGGCUGCUGCUGCCAACCCUGCUGCUCCUGCUCUUCCCGCAACUGCUGCUGCUGCUGCACGCGCCGCCGCCCUGCGUCGACGCGGCGGCGGCGGCGGCGGCGGCACUUGGCCCCGAGUUGGACCUGAUCGAGGCGCUGGGCAACGGCAGCUACGCGGGCCUGGAGCCAGCCAGGGGCAUGCACCGCUGGAGCCCCGCCGUGCGCCUCUCCGCGUCCAGGACGAGGCAGGUGGCGCUGCCCGCCGAAGCGGCCCGGCACGCGGCGCACCUGCUGCUCUCCUCGGACGUCACCCUCAUGGCCGCCGUGCGCCAGGAGCCGCGCAACGUAGGCACCGUGCUGUCGCUGUGCCGCGACGGCGGCGGCUUCGUCGAGCUGCAGAGCAGCGGUCGCCGAGACGAGCUGCGCCUCCACUACGUGGCCGGCGGGGGCCGCCAGGUGGUCGAGACGUUCCCCUACCGGCUGGCCGACGGGGCCUGGCACCAGGUCGCCGUCGCCAUCAGCGGGCCCAGCGUGCAGCUGUUCGUGGACUGCAGCCGCGUCUACUCGCGCCUGCUGCGGCAGCCGCCCAAGACGGUCGCGGACGAGGGCAAGCCGUGGCAGCUGUGGCUGGGCCAGCGCAACGCGCACCACUUCCACUUCCGCGGUGAGCUGCAGGACGUGCGCAUCGUGGCGCAGCCGCAGGCCGUGCUGCUGCAGUGCCCGCAGCUCGACGCCCAGUGCCCCACCUGCGGCCAGUUCCAGGAGCUCCGCGAGGCCGUCGAGCGCCUCGAGGGAUACGUCAGCAAGCUCACGCAGCGGCUAGCCGAGGCUGAGCAGAGGAUCGCCUCGGUGGAGGAGUGCGAGUGUCAGCGCAACUGCCGCGUCAACGACACCGUGCGGCCCGACGGCGCGGUGUGGAAGCAGGACUGUGAUAUUUGCACGUGCACGCGGGGCAAGGUCGAGUGCCACCCGAUCGAGUGCCCCGCGCCGCUCUGCAAGCACCCCGUGCUCCAGCCCGGCGGGUGCUGCCCCACUUGCCUCAAGAAAUGUUUGCUGAAGCAGGUCAUCUACGAGCACGGGGAACAAGUUACGCUACAGUGCGCCCAGUGCAACUGCAGUGACGGCCAGAUGACGUGCCGUCGCAUCGACCAGAAGACGUGCCCGGCGCUCACGUGCCCCGAGUCGCAGCGUUUCAGCGUGCCCGGCGAGUGUUGCAAGUUCUGCCCGGGCGUCGACUACUGCGCCCGGGGCCACGACUGCGACCGGCACGCUUCGUGCGUCAGCCUGCAGACCAAGUACGCUUGCCAGUGCCGAUCGGGCUACGCCGGCAGCGGCCGCGUCUGCGAGGACGUCGACGAGUGCCUGAAGGAAGGCGGCUUCGACGGUCACCACUGCCAGGCGUCCAGCACGCGCUGCGCCAACACCCCGGGCAGCUACCGCUGCGACUGCCUGCCGGGCUUCUCGCGCGUCGACGCCUUCAGCUGCGCCGAGGUGGACGAGUGCGCGUCGGGACAGCACGGCUGCCACCGGCUGGCGCGGUGCAUCAACACGCCGGGCAGCUACGAGUGCCGGUGCCCCGCGGGCUACCGGGGCGACGGCCGGCGUCAGUGCGCGCCCGUGUGCUCGCGCGGCUGCCUCAACGGCGGCCGCUGCGCCGCCCCGGAGACGUGCGCGUGCCGGCGCGGUUUCGCGGGCGCCCGCUGCGAGCGGGACCUGGACGAGUGCGCCGAGGGCGUCCACGGGUGCGACGAGGAGCGCUCGCGGUGCGUGAACAUGCCCGGCUGGUUCUACUGCGAGUGUCGCGAGGGCUACGCGCCCACCGCCGCCGACGGGUCGUGCGAGGACGUGGACGAGUGCGCCCUGGCCACGCACACGUGCCACAGCACGGCCACGUGCGUCAACGAGCGCGGCUCCUUCGCGUGCGUGUGCGCCGACAACUCGAGCUGCUCGCUCAAGUGCGACCACCGUGGCGUCGAGCGCACCGACGGCGAGCGCUGGCCGGGGCCGGACCCCUGCACGCGGUGCGUCUGUCGCGCGGGCGUGGCGCGCUGCGACCGCGUGCCGUGCAGCUGCGACUCGCCCCGGGUGGACCUGCGCUGCUGCCCCGAGUGCGACCGGGCCGGCUCGUGCGAGCACCCCGACGAGCCCGGCGUGCGGCUGGCCAGCGGCCAGCGGUGGCUGCACAACUGCCAGCAGUGCGAGUGCCUGCGCGGGGAGCUGGACUGCUGGCCCGUCGAGUGCCCGCCCCUGCGCUGCGCCGCCCACUCGCUGCGGCCGGGCGAGUGCUGCCCGCGCUGCGACGACGAGGACCACGAGGAGUGCGCCGGCGCCGCCAACUCCAGCGGCCACCGCGGGUGCACCCACAUGGGCCGCACGUACCGCGCCGGCGAGCUGGUUCCGCUCGACCCCUGCGCCAGCUGCAAGUGCGCGGUCCCCGAGCUCUUGGUGAGCAAUGCGGGCUUUAGUUCGCUCCGGACGGCCACCUCUGCUGCCUGUACUCUGCUGACUGCCUUGGUCGCGAUGGCCCCAGCGUUUCCCAGCUGAGGGUUUCCGGCCCACCGACGCACCACCUUCCCUGAUGCGAGGGGAGCACCUUGUACAGCGUUAAUUUAUUAACUCCCUGAACGUGUAACUUAUUGAUCCCUUCAAGAGAACUCACACAACCACAAACACUCUAUGCCCGGGAGGCGCACACAUUCCACCGGAUCUCAGCGACAUUCCUCGCGCGCGCCUGGCAUUGUUAGCAACGAAGCCAAAGAACUGUUGAAACCACGCGCAAGAGAUAGGUCUAUUAUAUUAUACAUAUUAUAUAUAAAAAUAUAUAUAUUAUAAAUAUAUAUAUAUACUAUUAUGAAAGGUAUACACACACUCGCGUGUGUGCUUGAGAGAGAGAUAACUAGAGCGCAUAUGUUAAUGCGCGAUGCAAUGUACAUUCUACUCCUCCGGGUUUUCCGCGCCCGCGAGAGUUAAGCGAGGCCUUAGCGUGACCGCAGGCACGUUGCGUGUGUUUUGUGUUUCGUGUGCGUGUGUGCGUGUAUGCGUGUGUGUAAAUAGGUUUUCUAGUCUCGUCGACAGCGAAACCCCCUCGGACGAGAGACCUGCCAGCGAAUACCUCAGAGCCGCCUCCGCUGCCGCCUCCGAUGUGGGAGAGCGGGGGGCGUCCGCUCCCUUGCCCAUCCGCCCGCACGAACCCCCCUUCUAGGUGCUUUUUGUACACACAAGCUUCGUUUUUAUAAUAUACAUACUAUACAUGUAUAGGCGCCUGACCCGCCCUCCUUCUGUAGAAUUUUUUUUUUUAUUAGGCGGCACCCGAUACGACGGGGACCUGCAAUAGCGCCUGCGAACUGGCACCCACCCACCCUGCCCAGUCUGGGUACGCAGAGCCCGGCACAGGCUUUAACACACACACAAACCAACCCCAGUUUCGUUCUUUUUUUUUUCCUAGUCGUUUUUUUCGCCUCACCCCGUCCCUCCCUUUUUAUUUAAAUAAAACCCUGGUUGAACGCCA